Perognathus longimembris pacificus (Pacific pocket mouse) is the source of this 2980-nucleotide messenger RNA. RefSeq names its product dimethylaniline monooxygenase [N-oxide-forming] 3. Bases 133 to 1731 code for a protein of 532 amino acids. The transcript is spliced from 9 exons. Gene Ontology annotation, molecular function: NADP binding; N,N-dimethylaniline monooxygenase activity; flavin adenine dinucleotide binding. NCBI's taxonomy places the organism in Eukaryota, Metazoa, Chordata, Mammalia, Rodentia, Heteromyidae. The record is from RefSeq and is a predicted model, not a curated record.
CUCUUUAAGAACAGCUCCUCCCUUUUGGCAAUAAUCCUUUCAAAUGUGGAUUCAGUAGAGCAUUCUCUUUCAAACUCCCUACAAGAUUCAGCCUGGACACUCAGAAUAAAGGAAGGUGAAGAAAAGGCAACCAUGGGCAAGCGAGUAGCCAUCGUGGGAGCCGGGGUCAGCGGCCUGGCCUCCAUCAGGAGCUGUCUGGAGGAAGGACUGGAGCCCACCUGCUUCGAGAGGAGCAGUGACAUCGGGGGCCUGUGGAAGUUCUCUGACUCUGCAGAAGAGGGCAGAGCUAGCAUUUACCAAUCAGUCUUCACCAACUCCUCCAAAGAGAUGAUGUGUUUUCCUGACUUCCCAUAUCCCGAUGACUUCCCCAACUUCAUGCACAACAGCAAGCUCCAGGAAUAUAUCACUACAUUUGCCAGAGAGAAGAACCUUCUAAAAUACAUACAAUUUGAGACGUUUGUAACCAGAAUAAGUAAACGUGCUGAUUUUUCAAUUACUGGCCAAUGGGAUGUUAUCACUGAAAAGGAUGGCCAAAAAGAAUCAUCUGUCUUUGAUGCUGUCAUGAUUUGUUCAGGGCAUCACGUAUACCCUAACCUACCAAAGGAGUCCUUUCCAGGAUUGAAUCGCUUUAAAGGCCAAUGCUUCCACAGCAGGGACUAUAAGGAACCAGGAAUAUGGAAGGGGAAGCGAGUCCUGGUGAUUGGCCUGGGAAACUCAGGCUGUGACAUUGCCACAGAACUCAGCCACACAGCUGAAAAGGUCAUCAUCAGCUCCAGAAGUGGAUCGUGGGUGAUGAGCCGGGUGUGGGAUGAUGGCUUGCCUUGGGACAUGAUGUGUAUCACUCGAUUUCAAACCUUUCUCAAGAACAACUUACCGACAGCCAUCUCUGACUGGUGGUACAUAAGGCAGAUGAAUGCAAGAUACAAACAUGAGAACUAUGGUUUGAUGCCGUUAAAUGGAGCCCUGAGGAAAGAGCCCGUGUUCAACGAUGAGCUCCCAGCCCGCAUUCUCUGUGGUACUGUGUCUAUAAAGCCUAAUGUGAAGGAGUUCACAGAGACAUCGGCUAUAUUUGAAGAUGGGACCGUGUUUGAGGCCAUUGACUGCGUUUUCUUUGCUACAGGCUAUAGUAAUGCCUACCCCUUUCUUGAUGAUUCCAUCUUCAAAAGCAGGAACAAUGAGGUUACCUUGUUUAAAGGCAUCUUCCCACCUCAACUAGAGAAGUCAACGAUGGCUGUGAUUGGCCUUGUUCAGUCUCUGGGGGCUGCCAUCCCCACAACUGACCUCCAGGCUCGCUGGGCAUCACAAGUAAUAAAAGGAACUUGUACUUUGCCUUCUAUGAAAGAUAUGAUGGAUGAUAUUGAUGAGAAAAUGGGGAAAAAACUCAAAUGGUUUGGCAAAAGUGAGACCAUACAGACAGACUACAUUGUAUAUAUGGAUGAGCUGGCCACCUUUAUUGGGGCAAAGCCCAACAUCCCAUGGCUCUUUCUCACAGAUCCCAAGUUGGCCACAGAAGUUUUCUUUGGCCCUUGCAGCCCCUACCAGUUUCGGCUGGUGGGCCCAGGGAAGUGGCCAGGAGCCAGACAUGCCAUCUUGACCCAGUGGGACCGGACAUUGAAACCCAUGACCACGCGAGUUGUUCAAGGGGUUUGGAAGCCUUGCUUGUUGUCAAAUUUACUCAAGUUCCUUGCUAUUCCUGUUCUAUUAAUUGCUCUUUUCCUGGUGUUGAACUAAGCAUUAUUCCCUCUAGGACUUCUGAGAGUUAUUGACCAUAAUCAGGCAGGAGCUUUGCUAUUAAAAAUGAUGAUUUCUAAACCUCCUACUGCCUCAAUUGAGAUCACUUGCCCCUACACCAUAGAUGUUGACCAGGGCAGCAGAGUUCUUUCUAGCCUUUUAAAGAAACUCCUUUAAGAGUCACAUGAUCUAACCUAAGCAUUAAUCACUUCUCUUUAGGUUCCACUAACACUUCAUAAUCAGAAUUGUGUUCUUUAUGUCUCAUUUAAAUCAUCUCCUGAAACAUUUAGACAUGAUGCUUUUUUUCCUUUAAACAAUGUUUGAAAUAUGCGCUUCAAGUCUAAAUAAAGUAGGCAGUGGGCAGAGUAUUUACGAUAUGAUAUUCUCAGGCCACCUUUGUAAAAUGAGUUUACCUAUUGUGGUUUUCCCUUGUGCAACAUGUUCCAGCAGUACCCUCUGUUCCCUCAGCUAGAGACAGUACAGACAACCUGGCCAGCACUGAAAAUACACAGGUCACUCACUUCACUAAUAUUCUCAACAAGGAAACAAAGUCACUUACAUGUAUCAGCAAAAUAACAGCAGCAUUAACCUGACCUUUGAUUUGGAUGGAAAGACAUUUGAAAAAUUCACUAUUAUCCAAAACUGUGCCAAAAAUUUAAUGUGACACUGCAAAUUAAACUUCUGAGGACACAGAAUAAAUCUAAACGUCUCCUUUUAAAAAUGAAUGUUGUUAUAUUUUAUUAUUAAGAGUUUGACAGUAAUGAUUUUAAAUGUAUAGAGCAGAUGAAAUAGACUGCCAGCCUCACUAGCCAGCAAAUGGUUGGGUGAGUCUUAAAAUAACUGUCUUCCCAGAAGUGAACCUGCUCCUCCAAAGGCAACUCUGCCCAUACUCAACCUGCACACAAUCCCAAAACCUAACCUUUCAUUCUAAUCUCUUCCCAAACAUCAAUGCCUUCAUUAUACCAAAGCUUUCAUUGUCGUUUCUGAAGAAAAGGAAAAAUCAAGGCAGGAUGGAUGGGCAAGUUAGAACAAUUUCAGCCAGCUCUGGAGCAUGGAGGCUGUCCCUCUUGUCUCACACCUGGCUAUCAAGUGAUUAAGGCCAAAGAGUUCCUUGCUGGGAGAACAAGAGCAUAACAAAAGCAAUGACUAGGACUGGGAAUGGGGCUUAGCAGUAGAGUGCUUGCCUAACAUGCACAAAACCCUGGGUUCAAUUCCUCAGCACCACAUAAGCAGAAGAGGCUGGAAGUGG